This is a messenger RNA of Ostreobium quekettii, 3000 nucleotides long. The record is from the annotation of a GenBank genome assembly. NCBI's taxonomy places the organism in Eukaryota, Viridiplantae, Chlorophyta, Ulvophyceae, Bryopsidales, Ostreobiaceae.
AUGUCGGGCCUUGAGUCUUCUCAGGAUGAGACAGCAAGCUGGAAUUCGCGAUGGGUAGGACGGUCAAUUGGGCAGGACCAUUAUGGCAGGGCAUUGUAUGAUUGUGUGGAACUGGAGCCCUUCGACGAUGCCGAUGACCCAAUAAAGGUGUGCUUGGGAGAUACAGUUGAGGUGUUCCCUGACGAUGCAGAGGUUGCAAAACUCCCAGAGCUGCCAGACGGGAGUGAGCGAGUCUAUGUUGUCAAAGUGACCAAGCUUUGGGAGAAGCUCCAGGGGAAAGCCAGCGGGACUCCGGCCGUGAAGUACUUCGAGGGAGAAUGGUUCUACACAAUAUGGGACACGAUUGUGCUUACAGAAGUUGGCGGCAAAGCCUUCCUCCCUCCUGAAGGCAAUGGCAUUGAGCGAUUGGACAGUCGACAGGUGUUCAAAGCUGACCAGAACGAGGGGCUGUGGGGCAACAAAUUUGAAGUGGGGGUAAUCAAGAGGGUGGUGCGCAUUGUGCAUGUAACUCCCGGCCACCCGGCGCCCAAUCCUGGAAGUUGUGACUAUUGGUGGUCGAUGAUGUAUUCCAAACGGUUCUACACCUUCCGGGACUAUGAUCACAAGCCAGCUGCUGCAAGAAGCAACAGGGUCCUCAAGUCCAUUGAUAUCUUCAGUGGGUGCGGCGGCUUCUCCUUUGUGGCGCAAAGGAAUGAGAAUGGGAGAGUGGAGGUGGGCCACGCGGUGGACAUAUUUGAGGAUUCUUUGAGGACAUUUCAAGUCAACCAUCCUAACACGCAUGUGCAUCUCAUGCAUGUGGAGGAGUUCAUUUUUGCAUGCCAGAAAUUGCACCAACUUUACGAUACGCUGGACGAUCGGGAUGUGGGAAAUGAUACAGUGGAACAGGGAUUCAUAUCUGGAGUCAGAGUCGACCAUCCGGAAGAUGACAGGUGGGACUCCAGCAAGCCAGAGGUGCAGCUGCCAGAAGAGGUGUCGGAGGACAACUCAUGGCUUGUGUUUGAGUACAACCGGCCAUCUGUUGGUGCCGCAAUGGAUCGCUGCUGGCUGAGGCAGGAUAGCAUUCCUGCAGGAGCGUUCUCUGCAUUUUUGAGGGCAGCCCGGGAAAGAGGCACUUUCCCCUGCCCCGCCACCACUGCAGCAGGCUCCAAGGACGUAGACUUCAUCUGCGGCGGGCCCCCUUGCCAGGGCCUCAGUGGAUUGAAUAAGAGCGCAAGGACAAAGGACAUAUUGGAGGACAGCAGGAACAGCCAGAUCAAGGCCUUUUUGAAGGCAGUGAUGGUGUUCAAGCCAGCGUUUGUGCUGCUGGAGAACAUUCAGGCAUCGAUAUCCAAGCAACGAGAGGACGGGCUGUACAUAAAAUUCGCAAUUGUGCAGCUUCUAUCCAUGGGCUACCAGACGAGGUUGGGGCUGAUCGCCUCCGAUGAUCAAGGCGUGCCGGAGCAUCGCAGGAGAUGCUUCCUGUGGGCUGCAAAAUCAGGAUCCGAAGCACUGCCGCCUUUCCCAAAGCCUGUGUGCCACUCUGAAAAAUGGGAUUGGGGGGAAGUUCCCCAUCUGCAGGAUUUCGCAGUGAGCAUUUUUGAGGAUGAUAAGGGGGCCGGCAAAGGCGGGGAGCUCUUUCCACCGCUUGUAACUGAAGACGCUCUUGAUGACCUUCCCGAAGUGUCAAACUUCAGUUUCACGGACGCGAUGCAGUACAAAUCUGAACCCACGAGGCCCUAUCAGCUGUGGAUGAGACGCAGCCCCCCUGACUGGGAGCCAUCGUUCCUUGACAGGGCUGCGCAGGCGGACAUGUACAUGCACGCUUCCAGACAGAGUCUGUUUUCUGCUCUGACGAGGACGGCGAAGCUCAAGCGCAAAGACAGGCUGAACGCCCUGGGCCAGCUUGCAAUGGGCAUGAGCAAGCCUGAGAAAUUCGAGAAACAUGUUGUGAAACUGGCAGUGGCAGAUGCGACCCCAGGAGCGCGGCAAAUGUUUGAUUUGUGGGCUCGGCAUUUUCGUGCAAGUCAGGUGUUGCGUUUCGGGAAGAUGGUGGAGGUGGAACUGGAGCGGUACGAGGAGGCGGCGGCGGCAUCACAACCAGGGCCUCUGCGGGAUCAUGUGCCAUCCACAUGUAGAUCGAUCAUUUAUGACCGCAUGUUGGCGGUUCCGAAAGCUUCGCCGGUGCUGGAUGGUCCAGAUUACAGGGACAUGCGGGGCAUCGUUGAGCACAAGGAUGGCAGUUGUUGUGUUGGCCACACACAUCCCAUAACCCGCGGCACGACUUCCUGCAAGGGUGGCGGCAAUAGCACCCUCGUAAAGGCGGCCGGUGGCGGCGGCCUCCACAGAAAGACAGUUUGGCGCACGGUUGCUGGCCGUGAGGGAGCACAACUUAAGGGGUGCCCGGCCAGCACUGUUUUCGCCGGCCCCUCGCAAUUUUUAGUGCCCAGGAGGUUUGUGAAAAGGGGCACCAAAAACUGUCCCUAUGGGCGCGUCGAGCUCCAAGGCAGCAUGAAAGUGCUGACGUGCACAGUCCAGCCAGAGACCACGGAGACAUUGCAUCCUCGCCAAGACAGAACGCUGACUGUAAGGGAACAUGCUCGGCUUCAGGGUUUCCCGGACUACUACGUCUUUGUGGGUUCUUACAAAAGAAGGAGACUUGGAGGUUCUCUGAUAGAAAACGUCAGCGUGUCCAGCCGGUUCAAGCAAAUUGGAAAUUCUGUCGUGCCUGCAGUGGCAGCUGCACUAGGGCGGUGCCUGCUUCUGGCAGCAGCUGGGCGCAGUGACCCCAUGGAACCAAUUGCGGCCGUGCUGGACCCGGAGUUUGAGCGUGUCAUGGUCGAGGCCAAGGCAAAGGGCCUCAGGUGCCGGAUGGAGGAGCCAGAUGUUCAGGCGCUGGUGCACCAGCGCCACCGGGCGAGCAGCGGUAGCGGGGAAGAUGGCUACGUGAGCUCGCCCACAGACCCCGAGGAAGAGCAGAAUGUAGUUUCAGAGUCAGCGUCGGAGGACAACAUGGAAACAUAA